AUGUGCGAGAAAGAUAUUAAUUCGAAUUCAAAACUUAAACGUAAAUUCGACUCGUUUGAAGAUGGAGAAAAUCAUAUCAUUAUUAAUCUUCAUCCACGCGACAUUGACAAAGUUGAGGAAACUCUAUCCCAUUGUUUCGAGGUUGCGCCAAUGAUUUAUUCAUCCAUGUCCUUUCGAUUUCGCUUUGACGAUCCUAUAAACAUAGAAUCCGAAAUAGGCAAAGAGAAUUGCAUGAUCGACCAAGUAUCUCAACUUGGAGAAUUAAAAAAAUUUGUCAAAGAAUUUCUAGAGAAAAAUUAUGACUAUGCGCAAAUUGCUGACACGGAACCGAAUCAAAUAAGCUUAACAAUAAAAAGGGACGAACAAUUCGAACAAGAAAAUAAUAAAUCUGAUGACGAUGCAAUUAGUCAAGAACUAAACACGAAUCCACAAGAAAAUAAUAAAUCUGAUGACGAUGCAAUUAGUCAAGAACUAAACACGAAUCCACAAGAAAAUAAUAAAUCUGAUGACGAUGCAAUUAGUCAAGAACUAAACACGAAUCCACAAGUUAAACACGUAAUCAUAAAUGUGAACGAUGAGAACGAAGAUGCAUUUGAUGAACUUUUCGAAUCGGGCGUUUCUGGAUGGCUUAAAUUCAUUAUCUUUUAUUUCGCGAUUUUAAUUAUGUUUGGAAGAUUUGUUGGAUUGUUUCUAAGUCUAUCUUUCAACGUCUCUCACAAAUAA
This is a messenger RNA of Ambispora leptoticha, 723 nucleotides long. The record is from the annotation of a GenBank genome assembly. NCBI's taxonomy places the organism in Eukaryota, Fungi, Glomeromycota, Glomeromycetes, Archaeosporales, Ambisporaceae.